GAGAAAUCAGCAGAUGGCAAGUCACUCGUAAACCCGCAAACCGGUACGAAAUCUUCCGCAUAUACCUCUUUCCCUAAACCGCUCGACAACAGCCGCCGCGGUGGCUUCGAUGUGCAUAUAUACUAUAUGCAAAACAAUGCUGGACAAACCAACUUUGCCAGAGAGCUCCAUGAACGGAUUCAUCGGGAGUUUCCUGAACUACGCAUAUAUCCGCUCUGGGACAAGUAUUAUAACAAUAAGCCUGUUAGCCCCCAUCCAGUCGUCAUGUUUGAAGUAAAUAUACUUAGUCCUACUGAGCUUGGUGCUUUUGUUCCGUGGUUGGUGAUCAAUAGGGGCCUAUUGAGUGUGUUAAUUCAUCCA
Molecule: messenger RNA, 360 nt
Organism: Talaromyces proteolyticus
Lineage: Eukaryota; Fungi; Ascomycota; Eurotiomycetes; Eurotiales; Trichocomaceae
Product: DOPA-like domain-containing protein
Exons: 3
Source: RefSeq, a predicted model, not a curated record